AUGUUCGACAUUGUUAACCAAAUUGAAAACUGCCCGCCGUACCUGUUGUCUUCUCAGCGACAAGCACUGGCUUUUACCGACGUUAUCCAGUUAUGCUCUGGUUUCAGUGAGAAAGGAAUGCACAUGACAUUCUAUCUGUUCAACGACUGUCUUGAGGUCGCGAAAAGGAGACGCAGCUGGAGCGAUCACUCUUCUUCAGCUAAGCGACAGCAUUUGAAAGUUCGCAAGCAUAUCGAGCUGUUGUUUUUGUCCAACAUCAGACGAGUCAUUGUGUUGAAAGGAUCGGCAGAUCCGCCGGAUUUGUUUUGUUUGGCGAUCAGAAACAACAUGGGCGACUUUUACUACGCUUACCAGUUUUUGGAGCCAUGCUCGUCAGACGAGAAGAAAAAUUUUUUGAAAUCACUUAACGAGCAGAUCGUGUUCAUCUCUGGUAGAGCGAACUAUGGGAUUCAGGAAUAUGACAUCGACUCCGAAGGAACCGGUGGCGAUUACGAGCUCAAGAAGGCGUUACGAAAAGCUGUAAAGUAUUCGAAAUUUGGCAGGCAGCGCCUUAGCAGAGGCUGGCCCUCAAGCGCAUCUCCCGACAGCGGCUUCCAUUUACAGAGGGCCGUAAGCCAGAUGACGCUUUCGCUAUCCGGUACUUUACGCCGAAUGUCAAAGUCGAAUUUGCGGUUGCCUGUUACAGAUACCGUCGAUGAACGACCGGUGAGUUUUCAAGACAGUUUUCAGAACUCUCUCUAA
Messenger RNA from Soboliphyme baturini, 741 nucleotides. The record is from the annotation of a GenBank genome assembly. Lineage: Eukaryota; Metazoa; Nematoda; Enoplea; Dioctophymatida; Soboliphymatidae.